This is a messenger RNA of Penicillium malachiteum, 1845 nucleotides long. Its product is annotated as ABC1 kinase family protein. NCBI's taxonomy places the organism in Eukaryota, Fungi, Ascomycota, Eurotiomycetes, Eurotiales, Aspergillaceae. The record is from RefSeq and is a predicted model, not a curated record. The coding region runs from base 1 to 1845 and encodes 614 amino acids. The transcript is spliced from 4 exons. Gene Ontology annotation, cellular component: mitochondrial inner membrane. Gene Ontology annotation, biological process: mitochondrion organization; lipid homeostasis.
AUGAGCGCAUUUCGCCUGCAGCUGCGGGCAUUGACCAAUCCCGCCCCAGUGAUCCGACAGUCCUCGAAAGCCUCGAUUACCAGACCCUCUUUCAGUGGUAUAUCCUUGCGCACACCGCUGGUUUCUUGCACAGCUAUUGAACAGCCAUGGGGCUCUCGACAGUCUGCGCCGAGUUCGAUUGCUACGCCAUGCCGGCGCGGUUUUGCCUCUAAAACCCCCCUCUUUUCUACGGAGACCCAGAGCCAGCAAAACAACGGCGCCGGAUCCAAGCCCAAGUCGAAAGGGAAAGGAUUCAAAUACUUGGUCGUCCUGGGCACUCUUGGUGUGGUGACUGUGGUGUACUCCAAUGAACUCCAGCAUGUAUAUGGUGCGGCAAAAAGAAGUGGUCGUGUGGUCGGCACACUGGCUGUAUGCAUCAAUGACUAUCGCGUAACCCUCAAGGAGGAAAGUACUUCCCCCGAAGAACGCAACGCCAACAUCCGAGCAUGCCACAAACGCUGCGCAGAGCGAACCCUCCGAGUACUCGAGAAGAACGGAUCUAUUUUCAUCAAGUUAGGCCAGCAUCUCAGCAGCAUGGGCUACCUUCUCCCUAUCGAAUGGACCACAACUUUCAUCCCCCUCCAAGACAAGUGCCCCGUUUCGUCUAUUGAGUCAAUCGCCGAAAUGUUCGUUCAGGAUACAGGCCAAACGAUUGAAGAAUUGUUUACUUCAUUUGAACCGUUGCCCAUUGGUGCCGCUUCGCUUGCUCAGGUCCAUCUCGCCACACUUAGGGAAACCGGUCAAAAGGUUGCAGUCAAGGUCCAGCACCCUGCACUCGCUGAAUGGGUUCCGUUGGAUCUGGCCUUGACCCGAUUUACCUUCUCGAUGCUCAAGAAAUUCUUCCCCGAAUACGAUUUGGAAUGGCUGUCUCGAGAAAUGGAUCUAUCUUUGCCUAUAGAGCUGGAUUUCCGUAUGGAAGCUCAGAAUGCCACCGAGGCUAGCGAGUAUUUCAAAAAGCAUUCCGAUGCUCCUCUGGUCAUUCCUGAAGUUAUGUGGUCUCAAAAGCGCAUUCUCGUAAUGGAGUGUAUCUCUGGCCGCCGCCCCGACGACCUUGAAUUCUUAGAUGCGAAUAACAUCGACCGCGACGAAGUCUCCGCUGCCUUUGCCCAUAUCUUCAAUGAGAUGAUUUUUGGCGAUGAUGCCCCUCUGCACUGCGAUCCGCAUGGUGGAAACAUUGCCAUUCGUCCGAACCCGAACCGCCGUCACCCGAACUUCGAUAUCAUUCUCUACGACCACGGACUUUACCGCAAUAUUCCACGCGAGCUGCGCCGGAACUAUGCUAAGCUCUGGCUGGCAGUUAUCGACGCAGAUGUUCCCCGAAUGCGUGAAUAUGCGUACAAGGUUGCCGGUGUCACCGAUGAGCAAUUCCCGCUUUUCGCUAGCGCUAUCACUGGUCGCGACUACAGCGUUUUGACCAAGGAUAUUACUUCUUCGCGCGAUGCAGAUGAAAAGAAACAUAUCACCGAUGCAUUGGGCGAGGGUAUGCUCCAGCAGCUGGUAGUUUUACUAGGUCAAGUACCACGGAUCAUCCUCCUCAUUCUCAAGACCAAUGAUCUCACUCGCAGUCUUGACGAGAACCUGCACACCCGCCAGGGUCCUAUGCGCACAUUCCUCAUCCUAGCUCGUUACGCCACCCGUACUGUUUUCGAGGAACAAAUGGAACAGAUCCAGGAAUCUGGCGGUGCCUUCUUGAAUCUUUUCCGAUACCUUUCCGCCUGGUUCGGAUUCCUCCGCGUGGAAGCAAAGCUGUCUGUUUACGAGGCAGUGUUAAGCUUGAAGAGUCGCUUCGGUCUGCGACCCUUGUAA